AAUAUCAACUAAAAAAAAUAUAAAUUUAGAAUGCGAAUGACUUAGGACUUUUGAUAUUUUGUUGUUCUAAAACAAAUUGUCUAGAAACAAAACGCAGAAUCUAGAAUUUUGACAGAAGCCCAGUCUAGCUAAGCUAGUGUAUCCUUACCCUAAAAUAUUGUAUAUACAAUACACGGCGGCGACUGCUUGCUAGUUCUAGAAAGUACAAGAAAGAUAUAGUUUAUUUAUAUUUCGCCGAAGAAUAACCUAAAAUUUAAAUCAAAUUAAAUUACAAUGGCUAAUGUGUUUGGAUUAAUAGUGUCUGGCCGUUUGGUUCAAACUGACUUCACGCCAGUCUCAGACACGCAGUUCCUCAUCACAAUACCUGAGGCGGACUCCAUAAACUACCUAGUUGUGUUCCUCACCGGCGUGACUCCGCUGCCUGAGGGCGCCUGCGGCAUGGUCUACUGGAGCUGGCCGGACCCCUCGGCACCACCCAACUGGCAGCUGCUAGGACACAUAUCCAACUCCAAGCCUUCGGCUAUAUUUAAGAUUUCAAAUCUAAAGAAGUUGCAUGAACUGUCUAGCGACAACCAGUUCGGCACCGCGUUCGGCGCGCCCAAGAUCUGCCACAACGCGCAGAUAGGCGUGGCCAUCGAGCCAGAGGCCAACGUGUCGCUGCUGGCCUCCUCCGUUGCACAACAAAACUCCUACGUAACCUUCGCCCAGAAGAUGCUGGAGAACCUGAUCAACUUCGUGGGCUCGUUCGCCGUUACCCAGGAGCAGAUGAGCCCCACCCCGGGCGUGUCAUACAUCCCCCUGAGCACGCUGCAGACCUGGUACCAAAACUUUGAGAGGCGGCUGCAGCAGAACCCCAACUUUUGGAAGAACUAGUCCUCCUGGUAAAGCUGCGUCCCUAGUUACUGAAAUACGAAUAUUAUGUUAACUUAGGUGAACGAUACUACAUAGGUCAUUAGAUAAGUUUUAGAAUAGACAAAUAUGAAACAACGAGGCCUAUCACAUAAACUUUUUAAAACUAUAUUUCCAUAGACAAUGAUUAACUGGAAAAAAAAAUACUUUCUUUUUAAAUUUCCUUAUUAAAAAAUCUUAAAUAUAUGAAAUGAAAAUGUAUAAAAUAUGCGUAAAUCGCCCUUAGCCCACGCCGACGUUUUCUAAGUUAAAAUCUAUUUUUUAAUAAGUAAAUUUAAAAAUAACGUAAAUGUUUUACGCCGAAACAUUGUCUAUGGAAAUAUAGUUUUAUAAAAUAUAUACGACAACCUCAUUGUUUCAUAUUUGUCUAUUGCAAAACUUAUCUAGGGACCUAUGUAUUUUUCAAACAUGAAAGGUAUGGUGUAUUCCCAUCUGUGCCCGCCCACAAGCGAUACAAGAUGGCACAGAUGGGAAUUAUUUGUACGUAGCGCCUGUUCCCACCGGGCACAGAUGGGAAUACACCAAAGGUACGGUGACAGGUGUCAUCUCAAUACAAUUUUGAGAGAUUUGGCGUUUUGAGAGGAAAGGGGACGGCCGCUUGUCCAUACAAACAUUUCGCACAGUGCCUCCGCUUUCGUCUCAAGGUUAUAUAUUGUAUAAUUAUGUAGAUGGCACCUUUCACCGUACCCUUCGUGUUUGAAUAAUACUAUAGGCCAAUUUAAUUAGUUGAACAAAACUUUUUUUUCUAAUUUGGGCAUAGGGAGUAUUACGGCAAUGUUCUGCCGCCAGAGUGCAGCACUAGCGUUUACCUAUAUUUAUACUUCGUUUGUUAGAAUUAGAAAAAAGGUAAACAAUCUUGACGUAAUGAAAAUUAUUAAAAAAAAAAUUUUUUGAAAAUUUAUUAUUAUUACUUAUGAACGCAAAAGAAUGUAAAUAAUUGUAUAUGAUUUGUAAUUAUUUGAUAUGACAUCUGUUUUUUAUUAAAAAUACACAUCAAGACCUUCUUUCUAAUGCUAUAAAAAAGAAAUUACAGGAUCGAAAGAGCUCGUGAGUUUGAUUAAAAAUAAUAUUAAAAAAAAAAGUUUAGUGUACAAAAUGGCCACUAAGGGCCGUUACAAUUGACAGACUGGCCAACGGCAAUUAGUAUAGAACUACGAAAUUUCCCCUACAAUAAAAUUGAGGGAACGUUUUUAACGAUGACCGUGUGUAUAGAUUAUAUCAAAGGGAAUUUGAAAUAGAGGUGUAUUGUCGAAGAAAACUUUGUAGCGAAAUAAAUUUACUGCCAUCUUUCGGCACAUAAUUAAAACUUUUAGAACGCCAUUUGACUUUGAUCCUUAUUCUUUCACUGAUAUGUGUUCAAUUUGUUAAAUAUCAAAAAGUGGCGCCAUCUUACCGGGCACUACAUAAAGGUUAUCGUCGGUUAAGAGUGUAAUUUUCAAAAAUGGAUUUGGCAGGUUUAUACGUCCAACGUUACGGCUAUGGAAGGUAGAGGCAAGGAACAGAAACUCCUUAGGCAGAAUUGUUGCAAGUGUCCAGCUGUCAGCUAUAAAUAAUAGUUCCAAAUCUCUCCAGAGUAGCGCUAGAGUAGCUAAGAACCUGGGCGUUUUUGACGGAGUGAAGUGCGCUGUCUAUGAUUAGAUUUUUUUCUCAAGUAUUCUAGGUAUUGUACCGCCACCUAUCUAUGGUUUUUUGUCGGACACUUUUUGGUAUAUGGAGAUUUUGUUCCUUGCCUCUACUUUCCAUAGUUAUGGCGCCAUCGCUCGACACGAUGUUGUCAUACCUUUGGCCUUUGAUCUAUUAGAUGGCGCCACUUUAUGAUAUUUAACACAUAUCAGUAAAGGAAUAAGGAUUAAAGUCAAAUGGCGUUCUAAAAGUUUCAAUCAUGUGUCGAAAGAUGGCAGUAAAUGUACUAAGGCUACAAAAUUUUCUUGGACAAUCCACCUCUAUUUCAAAUAACAAGAAAUAAUGUCCAUAUGAAAUUUAACUAGGCAACCUAUUUCCAAUGUGUCAGUGUGAAUAUUAUCUAUCAAUUAUUUAUUAUCACAAAUAAAUAACAGUAGGGCUAAGAUGGUCGGCUCUUUAUCAUUUGUCACCAUGCCUGUCACGUUCUAACAAGUAUGUAAGCGCAAGUGACGGGCAUAGUGACAGGUGAUAAAUGGGACCAUGCUGCCACCGCAGAUGUGGCUAUACGUACGGCGCCAUCUGCUGAGGCUAAUACUUUUGCUGCUACAAUAUUGGUCAAAUUUACGUGUCUUAAUAUUUCCUCGUCUAUGUUUUCAUUGGUCGACUGCAUUAGGUUAAGUAAUAAUUGUUAGAGUUAAGAUUGUCAUUAAAGAGAAUUGAUUGUAAAGUCGAAGUAAAAAACGUGCCUCUUAGUAUGACAUCCAAAACAGAUGGCGCUAUACUGCUACAUGUGUUUCGCGGUCACUGAAUUGUCAAACGUCAACUUUUGACAGAGUUACCGCAAAAUGUAUGGAGUGUGGAAUUAAGAGGAGUGGCAUCUCUUAUGGUAGAACUGUUGCAAAAGUGUCCAGCUGUCAGCUAUAAGUAAUAGUUCCAAAUCUCUCCAGAGUAGCGCUAGAGUAGCUAAGAACCUAGGCGCUAUUGACGGAGUGAAGUGCGCUGUCUAUGAUUUGAUUUUUUUGUUCAAGUACUCUAGGUAUUGUAGCGCCACCUAUUUAAGGUUUUUUGAUGACACUUUUUGGUACAUGGAGAUUUCAUUCCUUACCUCCACCUUCCUUACGCAAAAUGUAUGGAGCUGUACAGCGCCAUCUCGUUUACCUGUCAAACUCGAAGCACGAAAUUAUUUUAGAUUAUACACAUCUUAAUCAAUGUGUUUGUUUUAAUGUAUUGACGAACGCUGUAAAUUGAUUUUUUUAAAUAAUAAACAAUCAUAUGUUAAGUACUAAAUGGUUUUAUAGGAAGGUUUAAUAAUAAACAAUCAUAUGUUAAUGGUUUAAUAAUAAACAAUCAUAUGGUAAGUACUAAAUGGUUUUAUAGGAAGGACCAAAAAUCGUUGACAAAAUAUAGGAUUUCUUUUCUCACACGUAAGGUACAAGAUGUAAUUAAAAGUUAAAACUGCAAUGAUUUAAUAGUAUUACUGCAAUGUUCUGCCGCCAGCACCUACCGUAAACCAUAGAGUAACUUAUACAUACUGUGCUUUAAA
Messenger RNA from Cydia pomonella (codling moth), 4075 nucleotides. Its product is annotated as protein OPI10 homolog. The coding region runs from base 274 to 873 and encodes 199 amino acids. Lineage: Eukaryota; Metazoa; Arthropoda; Insecta; Lepidoptera; Tortricidae. Gene Ontology annotation, cellular component: nucleus; cytosol. Gene Ontology annotation, biological process: protein import into nucleus. Gene Ontology annotation, molecular function: nuclear import signal receptor activity; Hsp70 protein binding. The transcript has 4 exons. The record is from RefSeq and is a predicted model, not a curated record.